UGUUCUUUCCCAUAUUAUAGAACUUCAUGGAAAGACCAAUGUGAGAGUGUGAGAGUCAAAGUCAUCAAACAAGUCACGAAGAAAUUAAAGCAACCCUCUCCCCUCACUCACCAAACCAACACUGCAAUGGCCAUUGUCAGUCAGUCUAUUGGGUUGCAUUCGCGGUCAACUCCAUUCCCAACACGCCCAGAACAAGCAUCUUCCCAUGAAUUUCCACUUUGAAAAACGCAAAUCCCAUCAUCGAGGCACCAAUAUCUCUCUCUGUAUCUCAUGUUAUUCUAAUUCCAUUUCUUUUUAUUCUCGUCUCUGCUCUUUUCCUCACUCUCCUGUCUCCUUUCCUCCCCUUCUCAAUCCUGACAAGUAGUCUUCUUUACAGCUUAAAAUGAGGAGUUGCAUUUACAGGCUUUGUCUGCUGAUAUAUUUCUUCUUCUGUUUAUACCCUUUGGUCUUCUGUCAACUAGCUUCAAACCAGAAGCAGCUAAUGAUCAAUAUUUCUCAGCAGCUUGGCAUCUCAAAUUCACCUUGGAAUUCUACAAAGGAGCCGAACCCGUGCCGCUGGGAAGGAGUUACAUGCAACAUCCCUCUCAACAACUCCAUAGUCUCUCUUUCUUUAUCCGGGUUUGGUCUCUCUACCUCUAACUUUCUACCUAUGUUUUGCCAGAUUGAUUCCCUGCAGUCUCUUAACUUGUCAAACAACAUUUUGGUGUCAAUCCCAGUUGAGUUUUUCAAUAGUUGUGGAAGGAUUGAUGGGUUAAAGAGCUUGGACUUUAGCAACAACAAGUUGGUUGGUUCUUUGCCUACUUUUCAUAAAUUUGUUGGAUUGGAAUCCUUGGAUUUUUCUUUCAAUUCUUUGAGUGGGAGUAUUAAUUCUCAGUUAAAUGAUUUGAGUGCACUCAAAAUAUUGCAUCUUGUGCUUUCUAAGAAUAACUUCACAGGUCCAAUACCAACUGAAAUUGUAAUCUAUCAGAAUUUGGUCCGGAUUGAUCUUAGUUUUAAUAGCCUCAGUGGACAAAUUCCUGCAAGUAUUGGGAACCUCACCAAGUUGCAAGUCCUCAUUCUCUCUUCCAAUCAGUUGACAGGGUUGAUCCCUGCAACCCUUUCAAGUAUCACAACGCUGCGGAGGUUUUCAGCCAAUCAAAACAAAUUUGUUGGUUCAAUUCCUAGUAAUAUCACAAAAUUUCUCAGUAUUUUAGAUCUUAGUUAUAAUAAUUUAAUUGGGGGAAUUCCAUGGGACUUUCUGUCACCAUCAAACUUGCAGACCGUGGAUUUGUCUUAUAAUAGGUUGGAGGGACCAAUACCUGGAAGAAUGUCUUCAAGUUUGAUCAGGUUAAGAUUGGGUAGCAAUUCACUCAGUGGCCCUAUCUCUUCAAUAGAUUUUGCAUCACUUAAGAAUUUGAUGUAUUUGGAGUUGGAAACAAACAGCUUUACUGGAAUGAUACCUCCAGAAAUCGGUUCUUGCUCGAAGUUGGCACUCUUGAACUUGGCUCAGAAUCAGCUGAAUGGAACGUUGCCGGUGGAGCUGUUUAAUCUUACUAACCUUCAGGUUCUGAAACUGCAACUCAACAAGGUUGGUGGUGAAAUCCCAAGUCAAAUUGGCCAAUUGCGAAUGUUAUCCGUACUUAAUAUCAGCUGGAAUUCGCUCAAUGGCAUCAUACCUUCGUCAAUUUCAAAUUUUAGAAAUCUUGUUAACUUGAACUUGCAAGGCAACAAUCUCACUGGUCCUAUACCUGAUCAAAUUAGCAACUUGAAUUCUCUGCUAGAAAUCCAGCUUGGAGAAAAUAAAUUGAGUAGCAAGAUUCCCUCUAUGCCACUAAAUUUGCAGAUUUCUUUGAAUCUCAGUUGGAACCUCUUUGAAGGACCCAUUCCAAAGACUCUUUCUGGACUGUUUAGUUUGGAAGUUUUGGAUCUCUCUAACAACAAAUUCUCAGGUGAAAUUCCUGAUUUCCUGCUUGGUUUGUCUUCACUGAAACAGCUAAUACUUUCCAAUAAUCUGCUAUCCGGAGUUAUUCCCAAGUUCAGUCAACAUGUUUCAGUCAAUACAAGUGGAAAUCCAGGACUUCAAAAUGCAACAACAAAUUAUCCAGUGUCAAGUAACAAGAGAACACGAAUUGCUGUGACAAUUCUCAGUACAAUUGCGGCAGCUGUUCUUGCUAUAGGGUUAGUUGCGAUUACUGAUCUGCUUAUCAGAAAAUAUAUACACAAAACAGAAAGAAUUUUGCGUUAAAAAAAAAAUUAUUUCCCAAAUUUGA
Molecule: messenger RNA, 2249 nt
Organism: Theobroma cacao (cacao)
Lineage: Eukaryota; Viridiplantae; Streptophyta; Magnoliopsida; Malvales; Malvaceae
Molecular function (GO): protein binding
Source: RefSeq, a predicted model, not a curated record